This is a messenger RNA of Anneissia japonica, 4928 nucleotides long. Its product is annotated as mucin-2-like. The annotation marks the transcript as partial. Lineage: Eukaryota; Metazoa; Echinodermata; Crinoidea; Comatulida; Comatulidae. The transcript has 26 exons. The record is from RefSeq and is a predicted model, not a curated record. Gene Ontology annotation, molecular function: protein binding. Gene Ontology annotation, cellular component: extracellular matrix.
GUUUGCCGCUUAGAGGUGUACAAUCUUUGAGUUGGAAGAAGACAAAUUUGGAGAGAUAGAAACUAAAUAUGAGGCUUCUCCACAUCCUGAUUGUGUGCGGGUGUUUUGCAGCGACUGCGACAUCUGAGGUGACGGACGCACCAGAGGAUGAAACAGACGUUAACCACUGUUCAAUGCCAUCGGCACCAACACACGGAAGCGCCGCUUGUACACUUCUUUCGUCUAAAACCAUAUGUAAUGCGACUUGUUUCAGUGGAUAUGAAUUUCCAGAUGGCGUAAAAAAUAUCAACAACACUUGUGAAUACGAUAAGGGUGUUUGGUCACCGUACCACCAACUACCAGACUGCGAACCUGUAUGCACAACACAAUGUGCAAAUGGAGGAAGUUGCAUAGCCCCUGAUAAAUGCUCUUGUCUUACUGGCUUCAGUGGAACUUUCUGUGAGACAGCAGAUGUACAACACUGCAGUAACCCAGCAUCACCUUCAUAUGGAUCAGUGGUGUGUGAUUUUAAUGGCGCAACUGUUAAGUGUACUGCUGAAUGUCUUUCUGGGUAUAGACCGCCAGACAUAUCUCAAUAUGUGUGUGACAAGUCAACGGGAAGUUGGAAUCCCACGUUGCCAAUACCAGACUGUCAGGAAAUCAUUACAGAAGAAGUUAUUAAUGUUCCUCCAGUGGUAAUUUUUGAGAGUGACAUAAAGAAAAGAGAACUUACAGUAGAAAAUUAUGAGAGUGAUGGCCACUGUACCACAUGGGGUCAGGAUCACUACAGAACAUUUGAUGGUAAAAUGUACUCCUUCCAUGGUUCCUGCAACUACCAGUUACUUGGGGAUACCAUGAAUACUUUCAAGAUAUAUAUCAAGAAUGAUAAACACUGCACUCCAUAUAGACCUUGUGACAGAUCUAUAGACAUCUACAUCUCCAACAGCAUUGUUUAUACUCUAAAGAGGUUAGAUGGUUCUCCAGUUGUCUACAAAGAUUCCAAAUUGCAAACACUUCCUAUGGUCCUUAGUGGCCUAGAGAUCGAGAUGGUAGGCCUAUCUACUAACAUCAUAGUUCACACACAAUAUGGCUUUGAACUACACUGGGAUGGAGAUGAUAGUGUAUCUGUUAUUGCACAAUCUGAUUUGUUUAAUAAUACAAGGGGACUUUGUGGAACAUACAAUAACAAUCCAGAAGAUGAUUUCAUGUUGCAUGAUGGUACCAUAACUACAUCACCUGCAUCAUGUGGUUCUGACUACACCAUGAAUCCAGCAGAAUGCAGUGUUGCUAACCAAUUACGAUACUGCAUAAUUGACGUAGAUAUUCAACGAGCUAAACAUUCCUGCCAAGCAAUUAAAAAUGAGACCUUUGCUGAUUGCCAUCCGUUUGUAAGGUACGAACCAUACUAUGAAGCUUGCCAAGAAGAUGUAUGUAAUUGUAAUUGCUCCAGAACAGACUGUGCCUGCAAUUCAUACGAGGCUUACGCAAGAGAAUGUGCCAGACAUAAGGUAUACAUUGACUGGAGAACAGAAGAGCGUUGUCCUAUAACCUGUGAUGCAGGAUUGGUUUCCAAACAGUGUGGUUCCUCGUGUCCUCGAACCUGCUCUAGUGCUACAUAUGACUGCCUAGACAACCAUUGCAUUGAUGGCUGUCAUUGUCCAGAUGACAAGGUUCUCCACAACAACAUGUGCAUAGAGCAUAGCGAGUGUCCUUGCAAUUACCAAUGCAAAGAAUACUCCUCAGGAUCAUACAUAGAAAGUGGUUGUAAUAAAUGUUUAUGUAAAGGUGGAAAAUGGAACUGCACAGAAGAUAUCUGCCCUGCAACCUGUUCGGCUGUAGGUGACCCUCAUUAUGAGACAUUUGAUGGGAAGCAUUAUCACUUUCAUGGAGACUGUAGCUAUACUCUUGUUCAAAGCUGUGAUGGUCUGAAUACUGAUUACUCAAUCCAAGUUGAAAAUACCAAAUGUGGAUUUCAGAGCUAUGCAUGUACUAAGAAAGUUAUGAUCAAUGUUGGAGCAACUAAAGUAAAGCUUCAUCAAAAACAUAUUCUGACAGUGAAUGGUGAGGAUAUAGAUACAACAGAGUUACCUUACUCAGCUAGUGGAGUUUACAUUGAGCAGGUUUCAUCUAUAUACCAAAGGGUUACAUUGGAUAAUGGCCUUAUCGUCUUGUGGGACGGAUUCGUUCGUGUGUAUGUUACAGCGCCACCAAGCUUCUUUGGAAAGUACAAGAUGUGUGGACUUUGUGGUUCAUAUGAUCGUGUGCAAAAUAAUGAUUUUAUGACAAAAGCAGGAGACAUAGAAAAGCAAUCUUCAUGCUUUGCAUCCAAGUGGAAGGUAGACCCCUCCUGUCCAGUAAAUAAGUAUGUAUUUGAUAAUACAAGCCCCUGUGACAUCUACUCUCAUCGCAAGCUACUGGCUGAAGCACAGUGCAAACUUCUAAAGAACGAUAUAUUUGUUGUUUGUAGUCGUGUUCUUUCGGUUGAUGAAUACUUCGAAAACUGUAAGUACGAUGUCUGUGCCAACUCUGACAUUAACGUAUUCUGUGCUAGCAUAGCGGACUAUGCUGAUGCUUGUGGAAGAAUAGGGGUGCCAAUAAUGAACUGGAGAUUAUCUUAUCCUGAAUGUGCUGUAACAUGUAGUGGUGAUACUGUAUACCAAGAGUGUGGAUCAGCUUGUGAAGUAUCAUGUGCAGCCCUCACAACUAACAUGUUGUGCAAGGAAACUUGUAUUCCCGGAUGCAGUUGUACAAAGGGCCGUGUGCUUGAUUACCAUGGACGCUGCAUUCCAAUCCGGGAUUGUCCAUGUGAUUACAAUGGUCGUAAUUACAACCCUGGUGAGACUACUAAGCAAGGAUGUAAAGAUUGUGUAUGUACCAAUGCUCUUUGGCAAUGUGACAACUCCACAUGUGAUUCUAAUGAGAGUUUCUGUGGAGAAAACAUGGAAUUUGUUGAUUGUCAUAACCGCUGCCCUGUAACAUGCUCCAACUAUUAUGAUGAACAGAAAUCUUGUAGUACUUCAAUAUGUGAACCUGGAUGUCAAUGUCUCACAAACUACAUAUUGGAUGGUGACCGUUGUGUUUUGUUGGAGGAUUGUCCAUGUCAUCAUGGAGAAAAAGCCUACAUAAAUGGAGAGAGUUACAUUGAUAAUUGCAAUCUAUGCACUUGCAAUGGUCAGAAAUGGACAUGUGAGGAAAACGAAUGCCCAGGUAUAUGCAGUAUGUAUGGUGAGUCACAUUUUACAUCCUUCGAUGCAAAGCUGUUUGAAUUUCGGGGCGAAUGUGUCUACACCCUAAUGCAGAGCACAGAUGACUGUGAUUUUAAGUUUUCUUUGAAAUCAGAAAAUGUCAAAUGUGGAUCUUCAGGUGUGUCCUGCACAAUAGUUAUAACCUUUUCGUUUACCUACAAUGGAAUUAGUGAUGAAAUUAAACUUGUACGCGGUAAGAAAGUUGAAGAGUCAAGUUACUCACUCUUAAAGGUUCAUAGAGUUGGCAGCUAUGUUUAUGUGGCAGUUUCUGAAGGUAUUACUCUACAAUGGGACAUGGGUACACUGCUUUAUAUCAAGCUGGACCCUAAGUAUGCGAAAAGGGUUACUGGCCUAUGUGGAAACUAUGAUGGUGACAAUAACAACGAUUUUGUCACUUCUAGUGCGGGUCCAAGUGUUGCCACUGCCAUUGAAUUUGCAGACAAUUGGAGAGCAAUCAGAGGAUGCCCAGACAGCAAAGUUUUUGAGAACCCUUGCAGUCAGGUACCAGAGAGAGAAGCAUGGGCUAAGAGGAAGUGUGCAAUCCUCAAGUCGGAUAUAUUCAGCGCUUGUCAUUCUGAAUUGCCUUAUGACAGUUAUUACCAGAGGUGUGUUGCCGAUGCAUGUGGAUGCGACUUCGGUGGAGACUGUGAGUGUUUGUGCACCGCAGUCAAAGCGUAUGCACACGAUUGUAUGAUCAAUGGCGUCGUAGUUUAUUGGCGUUCAAAUGAUUUUUGUCCAAUCCAGUGUGAUGGAUGUGGCAGCUGGGUACCAUGCAUGACCCCCUGCCCCAAAACGUGCACAAACUAUUGCUGUGAUGAAAAAUGUGAAAUUGAUGGAUGUGUGGAAGGCUGUCAGUGUGAAGAAGGCCUGCUUUAUGAUCCUGACACAGAAAAGUGUGUCUCUCAAAAGGAGUGUUCCACCACAUGUAGAUGCAUAUCAACAACUAUUACACCAACAACUGAAACCAGGACACCAUAUUCUACUACUGAAACCACAACACCAUACUCUACUACUGAAACCACAACACCAUACUCUACUACUGAAACCACAACACCAUACUCCACUACUGAAACCACAACACCAUACUCCACUACUGAAACCACAACACCAUACUCCACUACUGAGAUCACAACACCAUACUCCACUACUGAGACCACAACACCAUACUCUACAACUGAAACAACAACACCAUACUCUACAACUGAAACCACAACACCUUAUUCUACUACUGAAACCAAAACAACAUACUCUACAACUGAAACCACAACACCAUACUCCACUACUGAAACCACAACACCAUACUCCACUACUGAGACCACAACACCAUACUCUACUACUGAAACCACAAUGACUGAAACCACAACACCAUAUUCUACUACUGAAAUCACAACACCAUAUUCUACUACUGAAGCCACAACAUCAUACUCCUCUACUGAGACCACAACACCAUACUCUACUACUGAAACCACAACACCAUACUCCACUACUGAAACCACAACACCAUACUCCAGUACUGAAACCACAACACCAUACUCCACUACUGAAACCACAACAUCAUACUCCACUACUGAAACCACAAUGACUGAAACCACAACACCAUAUUCUACUACUGAAACCACAACACCAUACUCUACUACUGAAACCACAACACCAUAUUCCUCUACUGAGACCACAGCACCAUACUCUACAACUGAAACCACAAUG